AAUUAUAAUUGUAUUAUGUCGGGGAGAAUUGUAAUAGAAAUUGAUGAUGAUACUGACGAAGAUAUUCCCACUACCCAAGUUAUAAAGAAACAAAAAAAUAAUUUUUCAAUAAACACUCCUACUAAAUUAGAAUCACCAAAGAAAAACAGUUUUCAAUUAGAAAAACAGGAAGAUGAUGAGGACGAUGAAACAGAUGUUGAGGAAAAUAUUAAUAGCGCAGCAAACAAACACACAGCAACAACUACAACUACAACUACAACUACAACUACAACUCCAACUCCAGCUACAGCCGCAAACUCAAAAACAAAUAAUAUAACGCCAAUUAAAUCAACCAAUAAAUCACAAAAACCGAAUGAAGCAACAACAUUUUGUACGAUUAUAGGUGAGAAUUAUUAUUUAUCCAAUACGUUUUAUUUAAAUACAAUUAAAAAUCAACCAAAGAAUUUGUUUAAUUCGCCAACAACAUUAACAAUUGAACAUUUACUUUUGGAAAAGGAUAUGAAGAGUGCCAUGGUGUGUGGUUUUUGUUUAGAAAGUGAAUGGAUAUAUAAAAUAUUUUAUGAAGCCCAAGGAAGACACGUGCCGAUAACUUUUAUCAGGCAUUACUUUAUUUCAGAGGAGAAGAAAGGCAUACAACAAAUCAAUAAAUCAACAAUGGCAAUUAACCCACCAUUGGGUAGCUAUCAAACAUUUCAUGGCAAAUUAAUUUUAUUAGUAUUUCCAGAGUUUAUUAGAAUCAUAAUACCAUCGAGCAACCCGACACAACUAGAUUACGAUAGUUUAAACCAAACUAUCUGGUUUCAAGAUUUCCAAAUAAAAAAAGCACCAAAACAAGCAACACCAUCAAAAGAUAAUGACUUUUUAAAAACACUAAAGUAUUUUUUAGCAAGUAUCGGUUGUCCAUCAGUUAAAUUUUUAGACGAAUAUGAUUUUUCAGAAGCUUCAGCACAUUUGAUUAUUUCAGUACCAGGUUUUUAUAAACACGAUGGAGCAGGCAGUGGUAUUAUAGAAUCUGAUAAACCUUUAAUGGGAAUUUAUAAAUUGGAAAGUGUUUUAAAGAAGUACUAUAGAAAUCAAGAUGAGACUACAGAUUACACAGUUUUAGAUAAAAAUAACCAACAUUGUGUUAGAGAUUUUUAUUAUCAAGCUUCAUCGAUUGGCGGUGAAAAAGGAAACUUUAGGAAUAAUUUCGUAAAACAUCUCAGUCCCAGCAUCGAAAAUAGUGAUAAACCACUUCAUAUAAUUUACCCAACAGAUCAAUGGAUAAAAUCAAACGAUCAUCGAUUACAACAUGCAGGUUGCCUAUUUUUAUCAAAUAAAAACUAUAAUAACGAUAAAUCAUGCUUUUCCUAUUUAUCGCCAAAAUACGAUUAUAGAAAGCAUUUAGUUUAUCACAGUAAGGUUUUGGUUGGUACUUCAACAAGGCUAAACAAACCCUUAAAAGAUACAUUAAAUCAAAGAUCAAAUAUUAAAUAUGAUUGGGUUUAUGCUGGUAGCCAUAAUUUUUCAUCUGCUGCUUGGGGUGCUUUUCAAAAAAAUGAAACACAAAUUCAAAUUUCAAAUUAUGAAAUUGGUGUACUAUUCACAAAUCCCAAUAGUUCAUUAAAUGACAGUUCUCUGCCCGAAUGGUAUGAACAUAUUCCAUUUACCAUACCAUCAAAUUUUUAUAAUAAUGAUGACCAACCUUGGAUUUUAGAAAAUCAAUCAUAAAUAAUAAAUCGUAAUCAUUAAUCAUAAACCAUACCAAAAAUUAUUAAAUUAAAUCAUAAAUUAUAAUUUAAAUCAAAAAAAUUGUAAAUCAAUAAAAUUGUAUAUAAAAAUUUUCAAAUU
Dictyostelium purpureum is the source of this 1830-nucleotide messenger RNA. RefSeq lists its product as uncharacterized. NCBI's taxonomy places the organism in Eukaryota, Evosea, Eumycetozoa, Dictyosteliales, Dictyosteliaceae. The record is from RefSeq and is a predicted model, not a curated record. The transcript has 2 exons. Bases 16 to 1710 code for a protein of 564 amino acids. Gene Ontology annotation, biological process: double-strand break repair; single strand break repair. Gene Ontology annotation, cellular component: nucleus. Gene Ontology annotation, molecular function: 3'-tyrosyl-DNA phosphodiesterase activity; double-stranded DNA binding; single-stranded DNA binding.